ACGAGCACAAGUGUGUCGAAAAUUCACUCGAAAUUUCGGCUCCCAAAAGAUGCUGUCUGCCUGUUCGCCUCACUUGAUUUGGGUUAAGUGAGCAGCAGUUGACUACAGUAGCUAACUGCCACCGCGCUGCCGCGCACUCUCCGAGCUCGAGCCUCUCAUCCACUCCCCCGACCCGCCGCCCGCGCGAUCGUGACCUGACGGCGGCGAUGCAUCCCCCCACCGCGGGCGGCGCCGGGAAGGCGACCGCGCCGUACGGGUCCUGGGAGUCGCCGAUCAGCGCCGCCGCCGUCUCCGCCGCCGGGAGGACCGCCGAGGGGCUCGCCGUCGCCGGCGACGGCCGGCUCGUCUGGGUCGAGACGCGUCCCGAGGAAGGAGGGCGCGCAGUCCUCGUGAAAGAAUCGACGGAGUCAGGCGGCAAGGCACGGGAUGUGACGCCGCAGGGGUUCGCGGUGCGGUCCCUCGCGCAGGAGUACGGCGGUGGUGCAUUCGCCGUGCAAGGGGACGUUGUUGUCUUCUCCAACUACACCGACCAGCGUCUGUACAAGCAAACAAUCGGAGAUAACUCGCCACUACCGUUGACACCAGAAUACGCCGGAUCAGUUGUACGCUAUGCUGAUGGUGUCUUUGAUCCUCACUUUCAUCGUUUUGUAACUAUAAUGGAAGAUCAUCGCCAGAACAGCUCAAAUCCCAUCACUACAAUUGCUGCUGUAAGAAUAAGUGAUCAAGAUGUAGAAGAACCUACUAUGCUGGUCAGCGGCAGUGACUUUUAUGCCUUCCCACGUGUUGAUCAAACUAAAAAACGUAUGGCAUGGAUCGAGUGGAGUAACCCGAAUAUGUCAUGGGAUAAAUCACAACUAUGGGUUGGAUAUUUCAACGAGAAAGGAGAGGUAACAAAACGGAUCUGUGUUGCUGGUGGAGACCCAACACUAGUAGAAUCUCCUACUGAACCCAAGUGGUCUUCAAAAGGGGAGCUGUUCUUCAUAACAGAUCGUCGGAGUGGGUUUUGGAAUAUUUACAAAUGGGAUGAGCAGAGAAAUGUGGUAACAACACUGUAUUCACUUGAUGCUGAAUUCUCCAAGCCCAUGUGGAUUUUUGGUGUCAGCUCCUAUGAUUUCCUUGGAAAAGACAACUCAAGUCACAAAAUCAUUUGCUGUUACAGGCAGAAUGGGAAGUCAUACUUUGGGGUGCUUGACUAUGAUUCAGAGUCCUUUUCAAAAAUUGACAUCCCCUUCUCUUCUGUAAAUAACAUAGUGUCUGGAGAUGGAUCCUUCUACAUUGAGGGUGCAUCUGCUAGUCUUCCAGUAUCAAUAGCAAAGGUGACACUUGAUGAAAGGGGAACUAUGGCAACCAAUUUCUCUAUAGUUUGGUCUUCCUCAGAGGAUGUUGCAAAAUUUAAAUCCUACUUCAGCUUGCCUGAAUUUGUGGAGUUUCCAACUGUGAUACCUGGUCAGCAUGCAUAUGCUUAUUUCUAUGCUCCGUAUAAUGAUAUUUUUCAAGGUUCAUCAGAAGAAAAGCCGCCACUAGUGGUCAGAACCCAUGGUGGACCUACAGCUGAAGCACAAGGGGUCCUGGAUCUUAGCGUGCAGUACUGGACAAGCCGAGGAUGGGCAUUUGUUGAUGUUAACUAUGGGGGAAGCUCAGGCUAUGGGAGAGAAUUCCGAGAGAGGCUUUUAGGGCAAUGGGGUGUUGUUGAUGUAAAUGAUUGCUGCAGUUGUGCUACAUUCCUGGUGGAAACCGGAAGAGUGGACGGGCAACGGCUUUGUGUUACAGGAGAAUCUGCUGGUGGAUUCACAACUUUAGCUUGUCUUGCUUUCAGACAGACCUUCAAGGCUGGCUCAUCUUUAUAUGGGAUAGCUGACUUAGCGGCAUUGAGGGCAGGAAUGAACAAGUUUGAAGCAUACUAUAUUGAUAACCUUGUGGGGAAUAAACAAGCUUACUUUGAGAGAUCACCAAUAAAUUUUGUUAACAAUUUUUCAUGUCCAGUGAUUUUGUUUCAAGGAUUGGAAGACACAGUUGUAUCACCAGAUCAGGCAACGAAAAUAUACAAGGCGAUAAAGGACAAAGGUCUUCCAGUUGCUUUGGUUGAGUAUGAAGGGGAACAACACGGUUUCCGCAAGGCUGAGAACAUCAAAUUCACCUUGGAACAGGAGAUGGUGUUCUUCGCAAGAUUAGUGGGGAAAUUCAAGGUGCCUGAUGACAUAACUCCAAUCAAGAUUGAAAACUUUGACUAGCCCCUGCUUGUAAACGUUUAUUUUAAAAUGGCAGCAAUCUGCAUUCUGUUUACCCACCAUCAACUGCUGAACUAGUCAGCUUAGAUGCAACUUGGUACAUGCUGCACAUUCUUACAAGACUACAACUACGAGCAAUAAUGGAACAAGCUUUCCUUAGCUUUUUUUUCUU
Setaria italica (foxtail millet) is the source of this 2400-nucleotide messenger RNA. RefSeq lists its product as uncharacterized. The transcript is spliced from 18 exons. Gene Ontology annotation, molecular function: serine-type peptidase activity. Gene Ontology annotation, biological process: proteolysis. Lineage: Eukaryota; Viridiplantae; Streptophyta; Magnoliopsida; Poales; Poaceae. The record is from RefSeq and is a predicted model, not a curated record. Bases 207 to 2231 code for a protein of 674 amino acids.